AUGGAGUCAGUAAUAGACCUAUGUGAAUGUAAUGACCGCAACAAAGUACGGUUCGCCGUACAUAUGUUUGAAGCUGAAGCCCUUCACUGGUGGAACAUUGUGGUCCGAAUAGAGGGAAAAGAAAAGGUUAAGGAGAUGAAGUGGGAGGAGUUUAUUCAUAAGUUUCUUGCUAAGUAUUGUCCUCCCAGUGAGAUUGAGCAACUGGAAGUGGAAUUCUUUCAGUUAAAAAUGGGAAAUAAAACCUAUCGAGAGUAUGUUUCUCGUUUCAGUGACAUAUCUCGACUGGUUUCUUAUUUAGCAUUGACUAAGGAACAACUGAUCAAUAGGUUUAUUUGGGGUCUACCCUCUGAAAUGAGGGUGUUUAUCAAAUCCAAAUCCCCCAAGACUUUUGCAGAAACUGUUGAGGCUGGCGCCGUCAUGGCUGCUGAGAUAAUUCUGCGGCAGGCUGAAUCUCACGCACCAAAAAGGAAGUGGGAAGAAAGAAAGGGGACACCCAGAAUAACAACUUUAAAAGGCCUAAAACAUUUCCUCAAUGUCAAAUUUGCAAACGCUUUCAUACGGGGGAAUGCCGUUUUCCUUGUCCAAAUUGUAAAAAGACGGGUCAUUCUCUUCAAGAAUGCAAGGAAAAGAAGAAGUGUUUCGGAUGUGGAGACCCUAACCACAUGA
This is a messenger RNA of Helianthus annuus (common sunflower), 666 nucleotides long. RefSeq lists its product as uncharacterized. The record is from RefSeq and is a predicted model, not a curated record. Bases 1 to 666 code for a protein of 221 amino acids. Lineage: Eukaryota; Viridiplantae; Streptophyta; Magnoliopsida; Asterales; Asteraceae. The transcript has a single exon.